ACCCAGGCCUCCUUCGGUGUAGCUGUGUGCUCCCCUCUGCUCCCCUGCCUCUUCUGAGCCAAAGAGGGUCUCCUCUCACCCUGCCUGUUCUUACCUCCCCCCAUGCCACUUCCUUGUGACCCCAACUGGGCCCUGGCAUUUCCAGCCAUUGCUGAAGUGGAGCCCCAAAGGACUAUGAAACUUGCCAAGAGGAGAAGAGUGGGGAAAGCGGCAGAAGAGAAGGGAGAGGUGGAAACCUUUUAUGGGGAGGGAAGGGGAAGCCCCCCAUUGGUGUCCAGGAAGUUGGGGGCGGGGCUUCUCCUGGAACCUGCCCACAUGUACCACCAGCUCUGCCUCUGAACCUUGACGGGCUCCGGCUGCCGCCCUGGAAACCGCAACCCGCUGCGGGCCUCAAAGGAACCAGCUUCUGGCUUCCCUCUGCAACAGGCUGCGUGCUUCAGACCCUGAGGAUUAGUUACUGCAAGCUUCGCGCCCCUCAACCUGGACUUCUGCUGACACCCAAUCCAGCCGGUGGGGCUGGAGCUGGGGCCGGGCGCUGGGGGUAGACAGCUCCCAGCGACACUAGGACCCUGCAGGGUGCGAGUGAGACUGACUGCUGGGAGAGCUGCCCCAGGCACCCCACCCCACCCCCAUGUCACCUGGAGAGAAACUGGACCCGCUUCCUGACACUUUCAUCCUGCAGCCGCCAGUCUUCCACCCGGUGAUUCCUUAUGUCACAACAAUUUUUGGUGGCCUGCGAGCAGGCAAGAUGGUCAUGCUCCAAGGAGCGGUCCCUCUAAAUGCACGCAGGUUCAUGGUGGACUUCCAGUGCGGCUGCAGCCUGCACCCCCGGCCAGACAUCGCCAUCCACUUCAACCCUCGCUUCCACACCACCAAACCCCAUGUCAUCUGCAACACCCUGUACCGUGGGCGCUGGCAAGCCGAGGCCCGGUGGCCCCACGUGGCCCUGCAGAGAGGGGCCAGCUUCCUCAUCCUCUUCCUCUUUGGAAAUGAGGAGAUGAAGGUGAGUGUAAAUGGACACCACUUCCUCCACUACCGCUACCGGCUCCCACUGUCUCGGGUAGACACCCUGGGCAUAUUUGGCGACAUCUUGGUGACAGCCGUUGGAUUCCUGAACGCCAAUCCAUUCGUGGAGGGUGGCAGCGAGUAUCCGGUUGGACACCAGGACCUGCCAUUCUCUGGGCUGCUGCACAUUGCACAAGGCCCAGCUGCCCCUUCCCUCACUGUGCGGACACCAUGGUUACAGCUGGCCCUGCCUCAGCCCAUGGGAGCCUGGAUUUGCCUCUCCCUGGUGCCAAGGCCAGCUAGGGAGGACGGAUGCGGUGGGCUGACUUCCUGGAGUGGGCAGGGCCCAGCCUUUCUGCCGGAUCCAUCUCAGAUGGAGCUUCAGCAACCCUGCAAGGUAGCAGGUUGGCCUGCAGGGCAGAAGGGAAAUGAGACCCAGGGACUCGGCCAGGGUCACACACCUUUCCUGCUGAGGAGCCCGGGGCUGGAGGUGCCCUGCUCACAUGCCCUUCCCCAGGGUCUCUGGCCUGGACAGGUCAUCAUAGUGCGGGGACUGGUCUUACCCGAGCCCAAGGACCCCUUCUCCGGCCCCUUCCCACAGUUUCACGCUCAGUCUGCGAGACGAGGCCGCCCACGUUCCCGUGACACUCAGGGCAUCCUUUGCAGACAGAACUCUGGCCUGGGUCUCCCGCUGGGGCCGGAAGAAGCUGAUCUUGGCCCCCUUUCUCUUCUACCCCCAGCGAUUCUUCGAGGUGCUGCUCCUGUGCCAGGAGGGAGGCCUGAAGCUGGCACUCAACGGGCAGGGCGUGGGGGCCACCAGCCUGGGCCAGCAGGUCCUGGAGCAGCUACGGGAACUGCGGAUCAGUGGUAGUGUCCAGCUCUACUGUGUCCACUACUGAGGAGGGAGCCAGAGGGCCCAGCCAGAGAAGAGGACCUGCCUAUACCGAGGGCCCCACCAGCUGACCCCACUCUCCUCCCCUCAUUAAAAGUGUCACCACGAUGUCGGGCCUGGCUCACCUCCGGAACCAGGAGCCUGAGUCUGCAGAUGCUUUGGGCCCCACAGCAGAAGGUGGGCACAAGAACGUGAAGGCUCCAGAAACUCUGAAGCUCCCUCUUCUGAGAGCCUGGGAUUUGGCUCUGCUGUCCUUCAGGGGCCUCUAAAAGGAGGUAGAUACUCCAAAUGAAGCCCAAUGAAGGUACCCCAAAAUACAGCAGCUUUAAAAAUUGAGAUGUUUAUUUCCUUCUCACAUAAACAGAAAAUAGUUCAGGUCAGUGGGUAACUGCUCGCUGUGGACCUUCUGGGUCAUCCCACAAACCCCAGAGCAUCAGCAUCACCUGCAUGGCUGAGGCAUGGUCACCACUGUAUCUGGGUUUCAACCACUGAGAAGGCAAAUGGAGAAUAUGGACAAGGCCCACCUGAUGUCAUAAGCCCAGGCCUGGGAUUGGCACACACUAUUUGCACUCACAUCUCAUCGGCAAAUAGUUACAUGGCCACACUGUCUACAAGGGAGGCUGGAAGUGUUCUCUGUGAGAUGACCAUGUGCCUGGUCACAGGUCCACAACUGUGAUUCCUGACAUAUUUGGUAUCAUUCAUAUGAUCUGAUUUUGUGUUUUCUACUUACUAUUGCUAUUUUGUCCUUAUGUUUUCAGCUUUCAUACUUACUAUUGGAUUGAUGAAGUCUCCUUUAUCACUCUCCCAUUUUUUUCUUAAGCUAAUUUGAAAGUUAUGAAUUCCAUUUUAUAUAUUUCUAGUGGUUAUCCAUACUUUUUAUUUUAUUUUUUAAUUAACAUGUAAAAUUGACUUUCCAGGAUGGGUAAAAUUCUAGAUUUGUGUGAUGACCACCAAUACAAUCAGGAUAUAUAUAACUCUGUCAUUCCAAAAAAUUCCUUGGUGUCACUUCUGUGUAAUCAUACCUCUCCACCCCCUCCCUUCAGUUCAGUUCAGUUCAGUUCAGUCGCUCAGUCGUGUCCGACUCUUUGCGACCCCAUGAAUCGCAGCACACCAGGCCUCCCUGUCCAUCACCAGCUCCCGGAGUUUACAUCAAACUCAUGUCCAGCCAUCUCAUCCUCUGUCGUCCCCUUCUCCUCCUGCCCCCAAUCCCUCCCAGCAUCAGGGUCUUUUCCAAUAAGUCAACUCUUUGCAUGAGGUGGCCAAAGUACUGGAGUUUCAGCUUCAGCAUCAGUCCUUCCAAUGAACACCCAAGACUGAUCUCCUUUAGGAUGGACUGGUUGGAUUUCCUUGCUGUCCAAGGGACUGUCAAGAGUCUUCUCCAACAUCACAGUUCAAAAGCAUCGAUUCUUUGGCGCUUAGCUUUCUUCACAGUCCAACUCUCACAUCCACACAUGACCACUGGAAAAACCAUAGCCUUGACUAGACGGACCUUUGUUGGCAAAGUAAUGUCUCUGCUUUUUAAUAUGCUAUCUAGGUUGGUCGUAACUUUCCUUCCAAGGAGUAAGCAUCUUUUAAUUUCAUGGCUGCAGUCACCAUCUACAGUAGUUUUGGAGCCCAAAAAAAUAAAGUCUGACACUGUUUCCACUGUCUCCCCAUCUAUUUCCCAUGAGGUGAUGGGACCAGAUGCCAUGAUCUUAGUUUUAUGAAUGUUAAGCUUUAAGCCAACUUUUUCACUUAACCCCCAGCAACUCACUGAUCUGCUCACCAUUACUAUAUUUUGUAUUUUGAGAAUGUCUUAUAAAUGGAAUCAGGUAGGAUAUGACCCUUUGAAAUUGGUUUCUUUCAAUCAGCAGUACCUUUGGGUACUGAUCUAAGUGCUGUGUAUAACACUGAGUCAUUUCUAUUUAUUAUUAAUACUCAGUAUGAUUCUAUUGUACCGCAAUAUAUCUGUUGACCCACUGAAGAACAUUUGGGUGGUUUUCAGUUUUUGACAAUUAUGAAUAGAGCUGCUAAAAACAUUUGUAUACAAGUCUUUGUAUGAAUGUAACUUCAUUUAUCUUGGUUUAAUACCUACCACUGGGCUUGAUGGAUUAUGUGGUAAAUGCAUGUCUAAUUUUAUAAGAAGCUAUCAAACUAUUUUCCAGAGUUAUUUCAGAGUAGCUUUGGAAAUUUCACAUUCCCACCAGCAAUCUAUGAAAUUUCCAGUUGUUCUGCAUGCUCAUCAAUACUUGUUAUUGUCAGGAUUUUUUAUGUUAGCCAUUCUUGAUGUGUAGAGGUAUCUCAUUAUGGCUUUAAUUUGUAUUUUCCUAGCAGCUAAAGAUGUUGAGCAUCUUUUCAUGUGCUAAUUUUCCAUCUGUGUGUUCUCUCAGAAGUGCUGUCCCCUUCUCUAUUUUCUGGAAUUUUGUAAACAUUGGGACUGUUUCUUUAAACUGUUCAUGAAAUUUGCUGGGGAAGCUAUCUAGACCUGGAUAUUUCCAUUUCGAAGAUUUUUUAAUUAAAAAUUCAAUUCUUUUAAUAGGACAUAGAAAUAGACUGUGUAUCUAUUUUAUCUUGGGUUGGCUUUGUUAGUUUGUGUUUUUCAAGAAAUUGGUCCAUUUAAUCUAGAUUCCAUAUACAUGCAUUAAUAGGCAAUAUUUGUUUUGCUCUUUCUGACUACUCUGUAUAACAGGUCCUGGAUUCAUCCACCUCACUACAACUGACUCAAAUUUGUUCCUUUUUAUGGCUGAGUAAUAUUCCAUUGUACAUAUGUACCAUAUCUUCUUUAUCCAUUCAUCUAUCGAUGAAUAUCUAGGUUGCUUCCAUGUCCUAGCUAUUGUAAACAGUACUGCGAUGAACACUAGGGUACAUGUGUCUUUUUGAAUUGUGGUUUUCUCAGAGCAUAUGCCCAGUAGUGGGGUUGUUGGGUCAUCUGGUAAUUUUAUUCCUAAUUUGUUAAGGAAUCUUCAUACUGUUCUCUAUAGUGGCUGUACCAGUCUACAUUUAAUCUUAGUCAUCAAAUGUAAUACAUAUAUGCAGGGCAUAAUAUGAUUUUCUUAUCUUUUCAAUGUCUAUGGGGUCUUUAGUGAAAACCCUUCUUUCACUUCUGAUAUUGGUAAUUUGAAUCUUUUUCCCUUUUUUUCUUUGUCAGUGUCACUAGAGUUUUACCAACUUAAUUGGUAUUUUCAGAAAAAUGGCUUCAGCCCUAUUGAUUUUCUCUACUGUUUUCUGUUUCCAACUUUAUAGAUUUCUGCCCUUGUCUUUUUUGUUUCCUUCUUUUUACUUGCUUUAGUUUAUUUUGCUCUUUUUUUCUAAUUUCUUCAGUUGAAAGCUCAGAGUACUGAUUUUAAACUUUUCUUCUUUUCUAGUAUAAGCAUUUAAGAUAAUACAUUUUUCCUCAGCACUUUACCUAUACCACACAAAUUUUGAUAUUUUGUGUUUGCAUUUUUGUUCAUUUUAAAAUAUUUGCUAAUGUCCAUUGAGACUUCCUCUUUGAUGGGUGGAUUAUUUAAAAGUGUGUUAUUUAAUUCCAAGUAUUGUAGAUCAUUCUGAUAUCUUUCUGUUAUUGAGUUAUAGUUUAACUUCAUUAUGGUCAGGAACACACUUUGUAUAAUUUCAAUUAUUUUAAAAUUUUUAAGAUUUUCUCAUGAUCCAGAAUAUAAACUUCAAGUUCCUGUGGGCACUUGAAUGUGUACUCUGAUGUUACUUGUUCAAUAAAUGCCAGUUAGAUCCAA
This is a messenger RNA of Dama dama (fallow deer), 5607 nucleotides long. RefSeq names its product galectin 12 (gene LGALS12). Gene Ontology annotation, molecular function: integrin binding; lactose binding. Gene Ontology annotation, biological process: intrinsic apoptotic signaling pathway; lymphatic endothelial cell migration. The transcript is spliced from 10 exons. The record is from RefSeq and is a predicted model, not a curated record. Lineage: Eukaryota; Metazoa; Chordata; Mammalia; Artiodactyla; Cervidae. Bases 632 to 1876 code for a protein of 414 amino acids.